Messenger RNA from Arvicola amphibius (Eurasian water vole), 1479 nucleotides. RefSeq names its product clarin 1 (gene Clrn1). Bases 418 to 1116 code for a protein of 232 amino acids. Lineage: Eukaryota; Metazoa; Chordata; Mammalia; Rodentia; Cricetidae. The record is from RefSeq and is a predicted model, not a curated record. The transcript has 3 exons. Gene Ontology annotation, biological process: equilibrioception; sensory perception of sound.
CCUAGGAGCCAAGCAUGUUUCUGUAGGCUUCAGCUCAGCCAAUCAGACAAUAGGCUGAGGAAGGGAGGCUUCUCUCAAGUUACACAGAGGACUCCAUCUGUUACCCUAGACCUUUCUUAGCAAGUGAUGCGAGAGGGGAUCUUGAAGGCACUUUGAAAGAGUUUUUGUUCUACAAAUUCUUAACCCAAAGAUUUCUAUUGGAAGAGAAGCCGGAGAAGAGGAGCAAAGCCCAUGGUGGGUGAGGAAGGACAGUUAGUGAACUGGCAUUCUGCCUGGUGGAGCCGCCGUGAGGAGGGACAUUUGCUUUUCCAGCUAGUCCCUUUAGCUCUUGUCAUAAAUGCGGAAGGGGCAGUUCCUUCUUGAUGCUUACAAAGCUCUUGGCUUUGAAUUGCAUCCUCACCAAAGCCAUUUCUCGUCAUGCCGAACCAGCAGAAGAAAAUCAUCUUUUGUAUGGCCGGUGUGUUGAGCUUCCUCUGUGCUCUCGGAGUCGUGACAGCAGUGGGGACCCCACUGUGGAUUAAAGCCACUAUCCUCUGCAAAACGGGGGCUCUGCUUGUCAACGCCACAGGGGAGGAGCUGACCAAGUUCAUGGGCGAGAUGCAAUAUGGGCUUUUCCACGGAGAAGGCGUAAGGCAAUGUGGGUUAGGAGCAAGGCCUUUCCGGUUCUCAUUCUUCCCAGAUUUGCUCCAAGCCAUCCCCGUGAGCAUCCACGUCAAUAUCAUUCUAUUCUCCAUGAUUCUGGUCGUCUUAACCAUGGUGGGGACAGCCUUCUUCAUGUACAAUGCUUUUGGCAAGCCCUUUGAAACGCUGCAUGGCCCAUUAGGGCUCUAUCUCGUGAGUUUUAUUUCAGGCUCCUGUGGCUGUCUUGUCAUGAUAUUGUUUGCCUCUGAAGUGAAAAUCCACCGCCUGUCGGAAAACAUUGCAAACUUUAAAGAAGGGACCUAUGCCUACAAGACGCAAAAUGAAAACUAUACCACCUCAUUCUGGGUGGUCUUCAUUUGCUUUUUUGUUCACUUUUUGAAUGGGCUCCUGAUACGGCUUGCUGGAUUUCAGUUCCCGUUUGCAAAAUCUAAAGACACGGAGACUACUAAUGUGUCUGCAGACUUAAUGUACUGAAAAGUAAAUAUCUCCAUAAUUCCUCAAUAAGGGAAUGGGUUCGCUUUGGCCACGUUUCAGUAUGGUUAAUUUCAUCGGUGCGUUUAGACUUCUUAAGCACCAAGCCCCCUGUCCUCUUCAGUUAAUGUUUACAGGCUAUGUAGUAGAGAUUCCGGCUAGAAAAUAACAGAGGCAGAGGGUGGCUUUGGAAAGUUGCUUUGCCUGGUGGUUAACUGCUAGCACAGUUAGUCCACAGCAGCUGGAUAGAUGGACAGAUGUUUCCUCCAUUUACUCGCCGAAGGGUGAGAUGCAUGGCCUACCAAGGAGAACGCCGCAGGCUCUCGGAAUAUAUUUUAAUAAAGCAGAUGUUAUUUCUAGUCUCCA